UUGACAGAAACUAGUGUCAAACAACUGGUGGUAAAUUUCAUAUUUCCAUUGUUCUUCGUGCGUUGAUCAGUAGUUGACAGUUGUCACCGGUCAUAUCAGUGUAUUGUGUUCCAAAAGUGCAGUGAAAAUGUGAAUACUAUACGGUAUUACAGCUGUAAAUCACGACACGUGGGUCAUUCUAACCUCUCAAAUUGUUUAAACAUUGUUUCAUUCUCAAUUGCCACUCGUUUUUCCACUCGUCAGUGAAAUAAUUUAUUUCUCACCAUAGUAUGAAUUAUUGCGUCAAUAAAUAUUAGUGAAUCGUAAUUAUUAACAAUGAGUGAUUACAUUUCUGCGGAGCUAGCAGCAACUUGUGCAGCUCUUGGAUAUUCUGAUGGAGUCGUAUACCGAUUAGAUGCUGGAGCCCAGGAUGUGAUAAAAGAUCUCAUAAAAUAUUUGAAGAGAGAUGAUGAUUCUCAUACUGUUCGUCAUUACUUGGGACAUUCAAAGCUCCUUCAGACUGAUUUAAUUCAGAUUGCCAUUCAGCACACCAAGAAAACGGAAUUCUGGGAUGUUCUGCUGAGAUUGAUAAUAAAUCUGACGAGUCCAGCACUGAUGCUCUUCAAUGACAUUCUGCCCACCGAGAAAACCAGUCGUAAUGUCUACCUUCAGCUGGUUGGCCAUCUCCAGGGGUACAAGAAGGCCCUGGCUAAUGAACAGUUCUGGGUUAUCGUCAGCAAUCGUCUCAGUACUAUUUUGAGAAUUGAACACAUGGAAAGAGGGGAAGAGAAUGAAUUAAUCAUUGAGAGAAUCCUCACGUUGAUCAGAAAUGUCAUUCAAGUGCCACCAGAUGACAACGAAAAUCGAGCAGAUAACGACGCAACGAUCCACGACGAGUUAUUGUUUGCACUUCAUUCUUCUGGAAUUGUCGAUCUACUUUUAUUCAUUGCCAGCAACAGCAGCGAGCAGCAGUAUCACAUGCAAAUACUCGAGAUCAUUGCACUGAUGCUACGUGAGCAAAAUGCAGCUAAAUUGGCUUCAGUCGGACUGCAACGUAGUGCUGCUGAGAAGGAACGGGAGGAGGCACAAUUAUUGGCGAUAAGACGCAGAGAAAUCACUGAGAAGUUGGAGAAGAUGAAGAAAUACUCGGGGUCCAGGCACUCCAGAUUUGGUGGCACUUUCGUUGUUCAAAAUAUGAAAGCGAUUGGUGAGAAUCAAUUGAUCUGUCACAAGCCGUUCGAGAAAAUUGAAGCCCUGGAGUUCGCUCGUGACAAAGUAAAGCUGAAGAAACCCAAGAAUAAAGUUCCCAUCGAAGCAACUCCGGAGGAGCGAACAUCUGCCCUCACUGUUCGUUUAUUUCUCAAAGAAUUCUGCGUGGAAUUUUUAAACGGAGCUUACAACCCCGUAAUGAGAUACGCAAAGUCUUGCAUUAUCGGUGGAAGUCACUCAGCAAUGGCUGAUGCGAGCCAUUAUCUCUGGGCGAUGCGUUUCUUCAUGGAGUUUAAUCGUCACUACAAAUUCCAAGUCAAGCUUGUCAGUGAGACCAUUUCAACCGAGAUGUUUUACUUUGUCCAACGUCAGAUGGAGGAAUACUACGAGUCAAUGACUAUGGACAAACAGAAGAUUCCUCACUGGUCGAGACGUUUGCAUCUAGCACUCAAGGCUUAUCAGGAGUUACUGCACACUAUCCUGGCGAUGGAUAAAACGACAGACAGAGGUAUACGGGAUUCAAGCAAAGUCAUUAAGAGUAACGUAUUUUACGUUCCAGAAUAUCGGGAAACGAUACUCUCCCAACUUCUGUGCUACGACGGACUUAAAAUGUCACGAACUUAUCUAGUUGACCUGGUUACAACAGCCCAUAUAUUCCUAAAAAUGCUCGAGCAAUUCGUCUGCCAGACUCGAAGUUUGGUGGUGGCAAAGCCAAAGCGAAAGCCUCGAAGAAAACAAGCUAAAAAAGCAAGCAAAGAGUCAAGAAAACCACCGAAGAGCCUCGAGGAUCGAUGGGAAGAGACAGCACCAGAAUUAUCAGCUGUUAUGCAAGACGGAAUUAUUCCGACUGUAGUUCCCUUUGAUGCUACCCUGGACACUCCCAUCGAAGAGCAAAAGUCCGACGCUAUGAAAAGAAUUCAGAAGCUUCUCCGCAGGAAGGAGUUCGACCACGCGAUAGGACUUUUACGAGCUGCUAGGGAAGUCUGGCCGGAGAACAACUCCUUUGGCACAGCUGAUAUGCCUGUUGAAGAUGAGUUUCUAGCACUUCGAGAGAUAUUCCACGCUGAUCUCGGGGUGGUUGACGAGACUGAGGAGAAGCUGCAGGAGACAGAGGAGAAUGUUGAGAGCUUCCUGAAUAAUGAAAAUGAUGAGAACGAUGACGAAUUUGAUGAGGAAGAGGAGGCUGAGGCGGAAGGGCAGUACGAGGAAACGAAUUUCAAUUUUGAUGAGUUUUUGCGAAGGUUCGCUAACGUGAAAAUCGUGAGAGCCCUCGCUGUACUUCUGCGCCAUUUUGAGGAGAAUUCCAACGAGGUGAAUCAUUACAUCGUGAAAAUGAUGCACAGAAUAUCAUGGGAUUGUAAAGUACCGGCUAUGAUCUUCCAAGCGUCCAUCUUCAGGAUUUUUCAGAGAAUUCUGGAAUCCAAACAUGGAGAGCACAAGGAGUUGCAGAAGUUUGCCAUCUUCAUAAUUCGUCGUUUCGCUGAGACGGCUGAAAAAAACCGGAAGUCGUACAUGGAGCUGCUCUUCUGGAAGAACACUCGCGAAGCAACUGAGAUGUUGGACGGAUAUGACGUUGAAGUCGAGAACAAAAAAGUUUCCCGCGCCGUAUGGACAGAAGUAGAAGAGGAUGAAUUACGCACUUUGUUCAUGGAGCAUCAAACUAAUAAGUACCCUCAAGAUUUGAUCGAUUGGAUCCUGGAGAACCUCAUCAGCGACAAUCGCACAAGACGAGGAGUGAUAAAGAAAUUGAAAGAACUCUACCUGAUCGUAAACUCGAAGACAAUAAGAAGUGAAGUACAGAAAAGGAUUCCUAAAGAGUGGGGCGAGGACGAGAUUGCACAACUGACGGAAACGUGGGAGCAAGUGAAGGAUGAUGAUGAUCCAGUCGAUCUAAUUCACAGUGGCUUGAGGAUAAAACGACCAAAGGCUAAAAUAAAGGAGAAGCUUUUGGAAUUGGGAUUGGCGCAGGACAAAAAGGAGCUGCGUAAAAAGCGCAAGAAGAAAAGCACUGAGCCAAAAGCAUCGUGGGAGCAUCAAUCGUCUAGCGAGCAGUCUGAUACCGAUGAUUCUGAUCUUGGGAUUAACGAGGGGGUCUCAAAGGGUCCAGCCAAUUUGAACCCCAAGAAAAGUAAGACGAAGCUGAAGGGAAAGAAGAAUAAAAAACCUGCGGUCGUGUACACAGACGCACAAUUAACUGGAUUGCUCAAGGAUGUUAUCAGUAAGAACAUGAACGAGUCCCUGGAGUGGCUGAUGGAAUCCCUGGAAGACACCCUGGAGGACCGAGAUGAGGAAAGUAGUGAUGGCAUUGCACUCGUGCCCCUGAAUGAUUAUUCAUCAGCUGCUAUGGAUUCACCAAGUUUUCAGCGUUUCCUACGUGCUGUCGGAAUAGAACCGCCAGCUGAUGAGCAAGAGUCUUAUUGGAGAAUCCCAGCUAGCAUGAUGGCAUCGACAAUACGAAGGCGUUGUGAAUUCAUAAAAAACGGCCUCGCUGGAAUAUUCGUCAACGAGAGCAUUCUACCCACAAUUGAAUCGGACAGUGAAGGAGAGGAGGGGGGAGCACUGGAUUUGCAGGAAAUCAAGAAAAUGUUCAACAAGAAGGAAUCGAUCUCACAAAAUAAUCCAGGUCACCGCUCCCAAGCAGUCGAUUCAGAUUCCAGCGAUGAGGACGUCUUGCCAGUCAAAAUGAAUAAUAAAAGCUCAGGAAGGGAAUCAAUUACAGCCUCUAAUCCCAGCAUUUCCACCGACAAUAAAGUCAAAUCGAAGUCGAAUAGAAGUCGGGUAAAGUCGAUGGACGAUUCCUCUGAUUCAGAUGCGAGGGUGGAAAUUGCUGGGGGGAAUGUCACUGAUGAUGCGAAGAGAAUUCGCUCCAACUCAGAUCCAGAGGAUACUCCAACACUCAAGAAACGUCGUGUCAUUGACAGUGACGAGGAGAAUGACGACGUAAUCACACCGGAGCUGCGGGAAGCCAAACAGGGACGGAUCAUCAUCAGCGACGACGAGGAUUAAUUCAAUUUUUAUUUUGCGUUUAAACCAUUUUGUAACCGUUCUAUUUUCUCAAUAAAAA
Messenger RNA from Fopius arisanus, 4252 nucleotides. RefSeq names its product circadian regulator timeout (gene timeout). Gene Ontology annotation, biological process: replication fork arrest; DNA repair; DNA replication checkpoint signaling. The transcript has 25 exons. The record is from RefSeq and is a predicted model, not a curated record. Gene Ontology annotation, molecular function: DNA binding. Bases 316 to 4194 code for a protein of 1292 amino acids. NCBI's taxonomy places the organism in Eukaryota, Metazoa, Arthropoda, Insecta, Hymenoptera, Braconidae. Gene Ontology annotation, cellular component: replication fork protection complex.